AUGGGCGGCUACUUAGGUUUCAUGUACCGUCAACUUACCUACACCCCAAAACCACUUCCUCAAGAUACGUCCAUCUCCGGCAACACAAUCCUCGUCACCGGCGCCAACAUAGGCCUAGGCUACGAAGCCGCUCGCCAUCUCGCUUCUCACAGCCCAUCGCGUCUCAUUCUUGCAGUACGCAAUAUCACCACAGGAGAAGCUACAAAAGAAGCAAUCUCCAAAGCCUCACCAGAUUGCAAUAUCGAGGUGUGGCCUUUGGAUUACGAUUCCUAUGACAGUAUAAUAGCAUUUAGCAAGAGAGCGGCGACACUUGAGCGUCUCGAUUAUGUUCUUCUGAAUGCUGGUGUAAAACAAGUGACAUACACGACCGCUAGUUCGGGCCACGAGACGAACAUUCAGAUUAAUCAUAUCUCAACAUCCUUACUCUCACUAUUGCUCCUUCCCAUCCUUCAAGCGACUGCGAGGAAAACCAAUAAGCCAUCCCGCCUCACCCUCGUAUCAAGCGAAGGCCAUUUCUGGACUCCCUUCAAAGAACGUACCGCACCUAGCAUCCUGACGCGUAUGGACGAGAAAGAAACGUUUAGGGAUGAGAUGGAGCGGUAUAACACGUCGAAAUUGUUGAAUGUGUUAUGGGUACGCGAGCUUGCCAGGAAGGUGGAUGGGGCAGAGGUGCUGAUCAAUACAUUGAAUCCUGGUUUCUGUCAUAGUGGCAUUCAUCGUAAUGGGGGUGGUAUGAUUAAUUUGUUCUUGUGGUUGCUUGGGUGGACGACGGAGCAGGGUGGGUAUUGUUUGGCGGAUGCGUUGGUGGGACAUGGAGAUUCUCAUGGGAAGUAUAUUAGUGAGCAGAAGAUUACUGAGCCAUCCAACUUUGUUCUGUCGGAAGAAGGUGAGGUAGCGCAGAGGAGAAUAUGGGAUGAGACGGUUGAUUUGUUGAGAAAGGAGGCACCAAAAUCAGAUAUCGUGAUCCCAUGA
Molecule: messenger RNA, 972 nt
Organism: Glarea lozoyensis ATCC 20868
Lineage: Eukaryota; Fungi; Ascomycota; Leotiomycetes; Helotiales; Helotiaceae
Product: NAD(P)-binding Rossmann-fold containing protein
Exons: 2
Coding region: 1-972 (323 amino acids)
Source: RefSeq, a predicted model, not a curated record